This is a messenger RNA of Salvia miltiorrhiza (redroot sage), 1587 nucleotides long. RefSeq names its product 6,7,8-trihydroxycoumarin synthase-like. The record is from RefSeq and is a predicted model, not a curated record. Bases 48 to 1526 code for a protein of 492 amino acids. Lineage: Eukaryota; Viridiplantae; Streptophyta; Magnoliopsida; Lamiales; Lamiaceae. Gene Ontology annotation, molecular function: heme binding; iron ion binding; monooxygenase activity. The transcript has 2 exons.
CAAUUUCCCAUCUACAAGACAAGACACCUCAACAAUUAGAUAUAAUAAUGCAAUUUAUUUUAAUUUUAUUCUUAGCUCUUCCCAUAAUCCUCAUCCUCUACUUCAAAACACAAAACCCUAAGCAUGCCAAACAAGAACUCCCUCCACCGGGCCCACCGCGGCUGCCGUUCAUCGGCAAUAUGCACCAAUUCGACGGCAGAUCCCCGCACACGUACCUCCACCGCCUCUCGAAGCAGUACGGCGCCGUCAUGUCCCUCAAGCUCGGAUUCCGGCGGCUCGUCGUGAUCUCCUCGGCAGAGGCAGUGAAAGAGGUCAUGAAAUCGCACGACGCCGUUUUCUCGAGCCGGCCGGCUCUCGCCGCUCUCAGGAGGCUGUCGUACGACGGCCUCGACUUUGCGUUCUCGCCCUACACGGAGACGUCGAAGGAGAUGAAGAAGAUCUCCACCGUGCAUCUCUUUAACACGAAGCAAGUUCAAACUUUUCUUCCAAUUAUGAGAGAUGAAGCGUCGAAGAUGGUGGAGAAGAUAGCUAGAGACGCCUCUUCAUCGGCCGCCACAGAUUUGAGUGAGACGAUAAUGUCGUUUGCUGCUAACACCGUCGCUAGAAUUGUAUUAGGGAAGAGCUAUGGAAAUUUCUUCCACCUUCUUCACGAUGCAGAGGCUGUUCUUGGGGAUUUAUUCAUGGAGGAUUUCUUGCCUUGGCUUCGAUGGAUUGAUAAUCUCUCUGGAAUGGCGGCGAAGCUGGACAAGAUUUUUCAAGACAUGGAUACUUUCUGUGAAGAAGUGAUUGAAGAGCACAUGAAUCCGAAUAGGCCGAAAUCUAUGGAAGGAGACAUUAUCGAUGUUAUGCUAAGGAUGAAAAGAGAUGGAUCGGCUUCGUUUGAUAUCACACUUGAUCACAUCAAAGCACUACUUGUGGGUAUAAUAAUCGGAGGCGGCGAUGGGACUGCAACUGCUUUAGAGUGGGCGCUGACGGCGUUGAUGAAGAAGCCUUUGUCGAUGAAGAAAGUGCAAGCGGAGAUAAGGCAGUUGGCCGGAAAGAAAGAGAUGAUCGAUGAAGAAGACAUAGAGAAACUGCCAUAUUUGAGGGCAGUUGUGAAGGAGACUUUGAGAUUGUUUCCACCUGGUCCACUUUUACUCCCAAGAGAGACUAUCAAGAAAUGUAGUAUAAAUGGUUAUGAGAUUGAAGGUGGAACAAUGGUGUAUAUCAAUGCUUGGGCUAUUGCAAGAGACCCCACCACGUGGGAAAAUGCAGAUGAGUUCUUGCCGGAGAGAUUCUUGGCGGCUGAGAUCGACGUGAGGGGUCAGAAUCCGAUGGUGAUUCCGUUUGGAUUUGGCCGGAGAGGGUGUCCUGGGAUUGGAAUGGGUAUGUCUGCAAUCGAACUUGCAUUGGCAAAUGUUUUGCACAAAUUUGAAUGGGAAUUGCCUCAUGGAAUGAAGGAGGAAGACAUUGAUUUCGAUUCCGAGCCUGGAUUUGGAUUGCAUAAGAAGAAUGCUCUUCGCCUUGUUGCCAAAGUUGUGAUGUAAAAUAAAAGAAUUUUACCAUAUUUAUGGUAUUCCGACUAUGAAUAUAUAUAUCUAUAUAGUA